This is a messenger RNA of Magnolia sinica, 828 nucleotides long. Its product is annotated as short-chain dehydrogenase reductase 3b-like. The transcript has a single exon. Lineage: Eukaryota; Viridiplantae; Streptophyta; Magnoliopsida; Magnoliales; Magnoliaceae. The record is from RefSeq and is a predicted model, not a curated record. Bases 1 to 804 code for a protein of 267 amino acids.
AUGUUUUCAUCUUUUAGGUUGGAAGGUAAGGUGGCUAUUAUCACUGGUGCAGCCAGUGGCAUAGGUGAGGCCAGUGCACGUUUGUUCGCUAAUAACGGGGCACGUGUCGUAAUCGCAGACGUCCAAGAUGAACUGGGCCAACAGGUAGUGGCUUCCAUCGGACCAGAUCGAUCAUGUUAUGUACAUUGCGAUGUACGGGACGAGAAGCAGGUCGAACAGACAGUAGCAAACACAUUAGAGAAUUAUGGCCGUUUAGAUAUCUUGUUUAGCAAUGCAGGCAUCAUGGGUCCCAUCUGCGGUAUUCUGGAGAUGGAUAUAGGGGAGAUGGACAACACCAUGGCUACCAACGUUCGUGGAGCGGCCGCAGCUAUCAAGCAUGCAGCUAAAGCGAUGGUGGCGAGGCAGACACGUGGAUCGAUCAUAUGCACGGCUAGCGUGGCUGCAUGCUUGGGAGGAACUGGCCCACAUGCAUACACCACAUCGAAGCAUGCUUUGGUGGGCCUUGUCCGAUCAACGGCAUCUGAGCUUGGGAUGUAUGGAAUCAGGGUUAAUUGCAUCUCACCUUUCGGUGUGGCUACGCCGUUGGCUUGCAAGAUCGACAACUUGGAUCCUACCCAGCUGGAAGCUAACUGUUGUGCGAUUUCUAACUUAAAGGGGAUUGUGUUGAAGCCUCACCACAUCGCUGAUGCGGCUCUUUUCCUUGCUUCUGAUGAGUCGGCUUUCAUCAGUGGACACAACCUCGUCAUUGAUGGAGGGUUCACAGUCGUAAAUCAUGGUGGCCCACCAAACCAACGUUCGGAUUAAGCGUGGAAUAGUUGGAUUGGAGGU